GAAAAAACAAUAGUUUGCUUCUCAACCGUAAAAGAAAGAAAAAGCAGACGUGAGAGGAAGAUGAGACAAAAUUGCAGAUUCUCCCAUAAGAUGAAAAAGUGCAUUGGAAGGAUUCUUUGAGGAUCCCGUGAAAGCGGCUUCCUAAAUCCUAAUGCAUAUAUUAGAGAAAAUGGGUUAUUGUUCAUGCUUCGGGUGGAAGAAGGGGAUCAAGCUCAAGAUUAAGGACGAGAAAGAAUUCAAGCCUCAUCAGAACGUCUCAGAUUUUUCAUCUGUUGGACGAAAGACUGGUAAAGAGCUGAGACUGGAAUCACCAGUUUCAAAAGAUGUUUCUGGUACUGAUACUAACAUGAAGACAUUCAACUACCGAGAGCUUGCAACUGCAACAAACAAUUUUAAGUCUGACUCCCUUAUUGGGGAGGGUGGUUUCGGGCCAGUUUACAAAGGGCAAAUAGAAAACACUGAUUUGGUUGUUGCCAUUAAAGUGCUAAAUCAAACAGGUUUUCAAGGGGACAAGGAGUUUCUAGUGGAGGUUCUCAUGCUCUCUCUUCUGUGUCACCCUAACCUAGUCAAUUUGAUAGGUUAUUGUGCUGAAGGGAACCAACGCCUUCUUGUGUAUGAGUUCAUGCCUCUAGGUUCCCUGGAGUAUCACCUCCAUGAUCUUAGACCUGGUAUGGAACCACUGGAUUGGAACACUAGAAUGAAGAUAGCAGCGGGUGCUGCCAAAGGAUUGGAUUAUCUUCACAAUCAAGCAGAUCCCCCUGUCAUAUACAGGGACUUGAAGUCCUCCAAUAUAUUAUUGGGCGAAGGGUUUCACCCUAAACUUUCUGAUUUGGGGCUUGCAAAGUUUGCACCACAAGGGGACAAGUCACACGUCUCUACUAGGGUCAUGGGCACCCAUGGAUAUUGUGCCCCUGAGUAUGCUGAGACCGGAAAACUGACUAAGAUGUCUGAUAUCUACAGUUUUGGGGUAGUCUUGUUGGAGCUGAUUACUGGACAAAGGGCAAUCUUGGAUCCAACUGGCAAACGUAUGCUUGUUGAUUGGGCACGUCCCUUGCUAAAAGACCGCAAAAACAAUUUGCAAUUAGCUGAUCCGAAUUUGAAAGGCCAGUUUUCGGAGUCUGUUUUUUGCCGGGCUGUAGAGGUGGCAUCCAUGUGUCUUCGUAAAGAGGCUCCCUCUCGUCCUUGUACAGGUGACUUAGUGCUUGCUUUGAAUUACCUGGCUUCCCAGCAUUAUAAUCCAGAUGCAGUUCGUGCAAAUGGUGCUAGAGGAGACAAAGAUAGGACACAACAUAGAGAUGGACAAGUAAAUGAGAACAUAGUGGAUUCCAAUGGUUCUGAGAAUUCUCCAACUGAGAUGAGGAUGUCAAACAAGGAAUUAGAGCGGGAGCAAGCUGUUGCCGAGGCCAAGAUGUGGGGAGAGACUUGGAGAGAAAAGAAACGACAGAAUGCAGAAAUCGAUUAUGGUAACUUAGACAGGUAAUACCGCAGUAGCACAUGGCAGAAUAUUGGCUGUUCAGUGUUGGUGUUUAGAGGAAAAAAGAGAAACAAAUAAUUUGACUCUCCAGUUGAAUGUUGAGAACUUAUGCAGGGACUUUAGAAAUUUUCAUGCCAGAGGUUUUGGUUUAUCUUCAGUUUUUAGAUUACAUGGUAUCGGUGCUGGGUAUAAAUGCCAAUUUCCUUAAAGAAAUGAGUCUUUCGUGGGGAUAUCUAGUCAUUCUUGAGAAUCAUACAACUUUGAUCCUUUUCA
Messenger RNA from Rhododendron vialii, 1747 nucleotides. Its product is annotated as probable serine/threonine-protein kinase PBL7. Gene Ontology annotation, molecular function: ATP binding; protein kinase activity. The record is from RefSeq and is a predicted model, not a curated record. Lineage: Eukaryota; Viridiplantae; Streptophyta; Magnoliopsida; Ericales; Ericaceae. The transcript is spliced from 6 exons. Gene Ontology annotation, biological process: protein phosphorylation. Bases 152 to 1480 code for a protein of 442 amino acids.